CCUAGGAAUUUUUUUAUGUCAAAUUAUGAAUCCCUCUCCCUCUGCAAAACCCAAAUACUAGAAAAAGCAGAACGCAACAGUGAAAUCGAGCGAAAAUGGCGUCUUCAUCAAGCAGUGGGCUCACAUUCAAGCUCCAUCCGCUGGUAAUUGUUAACAUAUCGGAUCACUACACGAGAGUGAAAUCUCAGACUCAACCUCCUCAUCUUAGUAGCAAUGGAGGCGAGGGAGCUGCGGCGGCCGCAUCGCCUCCGCCUCCUCCACCCAGGGUCUUUGGUUGCGUGAUUGGGGUCCAGAGAGGACGCACUGUUGAGAUCUUUAACAGUUUUGAACUUCUGUAUGAUCCAUCUACUCAUUCUCUCGACAGAUCCUUCCUUGAGAAGAAGCAAGAGCUCUAUAAGAAGGUCUUUCCGAACUUUUAUAUACUUGGAUGGUACUCCACCGGAAGUGAUGCCCAAGAAUCAGAUAUGCAUAUUCAUAAAGCUUUGAUGGAUAUUAAUGAAAGCCCUGUCUAUGUUCUUCUCAAUCCGUCAAUCAAUCAUGCACAAAAGGAUCUCCCUGUGACUAUCUAUGAAAGUGAGCUGCAUGUCAUAGAUGGGAUUCCACAGCUUAUUUUUGUUCGUGCAAACUAUACUAUUGAGACGGUAGAAGCAGAAAGGAUCUCAGUUGAUCAUGUUGCUCAUCUUAAACCAUCUGAUGGAGGUUCUGCUGCAACUCAAUUGGCUGCCCACCUCACGGGGAUACAUAGUGCCAUCAAGAUGCUAAAUAGCAGAAUCCGUGUUCUUCAUCAUUAUCUGCUUGCUAUGCAAAAAGGUGUAUGUCUUUUUUGUUUAUUUAGAAAUUUGAAUUUGUUCGAAGUAGUGGAAGAGAGGAUAGGAUUUUCUCUAAGAAAAAGCAUAGAGGAAAGAACUAAAUCCUCGGGGGAGAGGGGAACCCAAAGGAUACUGGUAAAUCAAAUAUCAAAGGAGGCUGCAAACAUUCCCAAGAACAUCCUCCAAAUUCACAGAAACUAUUUUUGCCAGGUUUCAGACUCUUAGCAGGUUUAGGCACCAACUCAAAAGAAAAAUAUUUUCUGCUUCUUACAGAAGUUGGGACAGUCUGGAAGUUCCUCCCAUCAUUUUUAAUAAACUUGAGGACAGGGGCUAGAAAUCUGAAUUUGUUCAAAGUAGUGGGAGAGAGGAUGGGAUUUUCCCUUAAAAGAAG
This is a messenger RNA of Vitis riparia (riverbank grape), 1200 nucleotides long. RefSeq names its product COP9 signalosome complex subunit 6a-like. Gene Ontology annotation, molecular function: protein binding; metallopeptidase activity. Gene Ontology annotation, biological process: protein deneddylation. The coding region runs from base 96 to 1034 and encodes 312 amino acids. Lineage: Eukaryota; Viridiplantae; Streptophyta; Magnoliopsida; Vitales; Vitaceae. Gene Ontology annotation, cellular component: COP9 signalosome. The record is from RefSeq and is a predicted model, not a curated record. The transcript has 6 exons.